Messenger RNA from Mycena indigotica, 942 nucleotides. Its product is annotated as Usp domain-containing protein. NCBI's taxonomy places the organism in Eukaryota, Fungi, Basidiomycota, Agaricomycetes, Agaricales, Mycenaceae. The record is from RefSeq and is a predicted model, not a curated record. The transcript has 3 exons. Bases 16 to 942 code for a protein of 308 amino acids.
CUCACUUUCAUCAUCAUGUCGGAAACGCCGCCCUCUUUUGCCCAUCGAGAAUCGAGCGGAAAUGUACCAACGCUGCGCUCGGCAAUGAAACACACGACUUCGACGCCAUCUGUAACCUCCCGGCCGUCUUCACCCGGCCAAAUCUCCCCCGUGCUUGCCCAAGGCCAAAGCCCGACGACCACCGUUAUUCCACCAUCGCCCAACCCUGCUGCUGGCCUGCCGCUCCCUCCACACACGCCAGGAUACACGCAGAAAGUGUCGUUCGACACGUUUGAAAACCCUGUCGCGUCCAUGUUUUCGUUCACCCUGCGGGUAAAGUCAGAGGGCUAUGCCCACACACGGAACACAAGAGUCUUUCUAUGUGCUGCUGGGCCAGACGAGAGCGGACGGGAGGCACUUGACUGGUCGUUGGAGGGCCUCGUGCAAGACGGUGAUGAGUUAAUCGUGUGCAGGGGUGUUGAUGAAGAUGCGUUUGAGAAAGACCACAACUCGGUCCGGGAGGAGGCGAGACAGCUAAUGCUUCAGAUCCAAGAGAAGAGCGUGGAGUAUGACCCAGAAAGAAAGCUCUCGCUCAUCUUGGAAUUCAUACCUGGCCGGAUAACGGACACUCUUGACCGACUUAUUGCGUUGUACCGUCCAGACAGUGUUGUGGUCGGGACCCGGGGCAAACGCGCUUGGCAAACGAUGGCGAUGAUGGGGAAGGGGGGUAUUGGGAGCGUGAGCAAGUACUGUCUUACGCAUUCGCCUGUGCCGAUUAUUGUUGUGCGGCCUGAGCGGAAGGUGAAGAAGGCGAUUGAGAAGCGGAGGGCAGACCCGAAACGAGGGACGCAUUUUGACUCGGCGGAUGGACCUCCUGGAGCACCGCCGCCAAUGCAUCGGAAUGCCAAGACGUAUAAUGUUAUUGGGAGUGCGCCGCUGAGUUCGAGCUCGACGAAGAGCUAG